AUUGUGAAGCUGGCAACAUAGGCCUUUGUUUUGGUUUUUGAUUUCGAGUUUUCAGCCAGUAAAACUUAAACGUACUUAAUACUUAUUUUUAAAUAAAUAAGAGAAGCUCACAAGCUUCCAGUUAAAGUUUGAAAUAGAUAGAAAUACCUACAAAUCAGUGCGUACCUACUGUUUAAUAAAAAUCGUGAAAUCCGUUUAUUCUCUAAUGUCCUGGUACAAUCGUCUAUCAGUCUAUCGAGGCUGCCAGGAUAAAGAUUUAAAGUUUCUAUCACGAUUCUAUUAAAUAACACCUGCCUACAACCUACCUAAUAGGUAUUAUGGAUUCAUUAAAAAAAUUAAACACCGAGACUGUUAAAUGGAAAUCAAUCAAGAAUGACGGUUUAAACUUGGAAUACGCUAUAGCAAUACCAAGAGAUGUAGCUGAUGAACUCUUCGUAGAGUUUGAAAAUUGUUUACAAUACUUCACAGGUGAUUUGGCAAAAGUGAAGGUAUUCGGUAAAGUGUAUCCUUUACCUCGACAGCAAGUGGCGUAUGGAAAUCCGGGUAUAACAUAUAAAUACUCAGGGACUACUAUACCGGCGUUACCAUGGCCAGUGCCUGUAUUGGCACUGAAAGAUUUUUUAUUCAAAAUUAAAGGAAUAAAUUAUGAUUUUGUAUUGGUUAACAAGUAUAGAAAUGGCCACGACCACAUGGGGGAACACCAAGACAAUGAACCUGAAUUGGAUGCUACAUAUCCUAUUGCAUCUAUCUCAUUUGGAGAGGUGCGAACAUUUAUUCUUAAACAUAAAGAUGCCCGUAAAACUGGAAACGAAAAGAAACAAAUUCCAACUGUAAAACUCGAGUUGGAACAUGGUAGUAUUUUGCUGAUGAAUCCUCCAACUAACGAAGUCUGGUACCAUUCAUUACCAACAAGAAAAAAAAUAACAGGAGCUCGAAUUAAUUUCACAUUUAGAAAAAUGAAAACAAUAUAAAUUAUAUUUACAAAA
Molecule: messenger RNA, 986 nt
Organism: Plutella xylostella (diamondback moth)
Lineage: Eukaryota; Metazoa; Arthropoda; Insecta; Lepidoptera; Plutellidae
Product: DNA oxidative demethylase ALKBH2
Biological process (GO): DNA alkylation repair
Molecular function (GO): ferrous iron binding; cytosine C-5 DNA demethylase activity; broad specificity oxidative DNA demethylase activity
Source: RefSeq, a predicted model, not a curated record